Messenger RNA from Didymosphaeria variabile, 630 nucleotides. RefSeq lists its product as uncharacterized. Bases 1 to 630 code for a protein of 209 amino acids. Gene Ontology annotation, cellular component: intracellular anatomical structure. The record is from RefSeq and is a predicted model, not a curated record. NCBI's taxonomy places the organism in Eukaryota, Fungi, Ascomycota, Dothideomycetes, Pleosporales, Didymosphaeriaceae. The transcript has 3 exons. Gene Ontology annotation, molecular function: oxidoreductase activity, acting on NAD(P)H, oxygen as acceptor.
AUGCCAAAGACAAUCCUCAUCACAGGCGCAAACCGCGGUCUCGGUCUCGGCCUCCUAAAACUCUACCUCCUCCUUCCAGACCACACCGUCAUAGCCGCGGUCCGCAACCCCGCACAUGCAAGCAGCACAGCGCUCUCGUCUCUCCCCACAGCCGAAAAAACCUCCCUCAUCACCGUCAAGCUCGACGCUACCGUCGAAGAAGAUGCCUCCGCCGCAAUUCGAAUUCUGCAAGAGAAGCACGACAUUCAGAGGUUAGACGUUGUCAUUGCCAACGCGGGAGUAAGCUACGUGUGGCCUAAACUUAAGGAUGUGAAGAUCGAAGAUAUGAAAGGCCACAUGGCGCCGAACGUGUACGGCGUGGUGUCCUUGUACCAAGCUACGCGGGGGCUUCUUGAGAAAAGCGUCCAACCUUCUUUUGUCCUGAUGGGCAGUCAGGCGGGGGUGUUGUCGAACUUACCGCCCGUUCCCAACGCCGCGUACGGCCCUAGCAAAGCUGCGGCGCACUGGUUGAUUGUUCGCUUGCAUGCUGAGGAGGAGUGGCUUAAUGCGUUUGUGCUGGAUCCGGGGUGGGUGCAGACGGAUUUGGGGCAGGCGGGGGCGAGGGGUUGGGGUUUGAGAGUGCGCCCUUGA